AUGUUGUCCAACGUUGCCACCGAGUAUAAGCUCAAUUCCCCAGAGGAUUGGGACAAUUGGGAAAACGAACUUCUCAAUCAAGCAAGAGCCAACGAUCUUCUUCCUAUCCUCCAGGGAACUGAGAAACCAAUCAAGAAACCUGUGCAGCCCAAGGAACACGUCAGAACUCUGCUCAAUCGACCAAGCACUAUGAAUGAAGAUACAGUCGAUGGCUGCGCUGAGCAGAGAGCAAGAAAUGAUUUUAACCUAUGUCUCAACAACUACAAGAUGGAAUUCAGUGAGUGUGAGGUUCAACAUAGAGAUAUCGAUAAAAUCUUCGAAUGGAUGAAGCAGACCGUGUGCCACAGCUAUCUCAAGACUUGUGUGUAUGUGACACGCAGUUGGAAGGAAGCGUACAAUAAUUUGAAAGCACAAGUUGGUCAAGGAUCGCGGGAAAUUCAGCAACAUAUACAAGAUGACUAUAAUCAGCAUAUGAAACCUUUCAGAGGCACUCCGCGAGAUCCGGAGACCUGGAUAGUCAAGUGGGAAGAAAUUAUGCUUCAAGGAAGUAAGAAAUUCAUGUUCUUUACCCAAGAUACAGAGGAUUGGGCAUCUCAGUUUCUCAGGACUAUUCGACCACUAGAUGAGGUGUGGGUAAUGUCUUUUGAGCACUCAAUCAAUCCAAAGAUUGAUGACGGAUCUCUUACCUAUAAGGAUCUAUCAAACAGUUUCCGGAGACCCAUCCCACAACUCUAUAUAAAACAAUAA
Molecule: messenger RNA, 747 nt
Organism: Talaromyces stipitatus ATCC 10500
Lineage: Eukaryota; Fungi; Ascomycota; Eurotiomycetes; Eurotiales; Trichocomaceae
Exons: 2
Coding region: 1-747 (248 amino acids)
Source: RefSeq, a predicted model, not a curated record